AAAUAGUUUCAAUGCAUUGAAUAACUAAAUGUAACACAAAUAUCAUCGGCCUUAAAUCUAAUAACUUUGUAGUUUUAGUUUUAAAACAGCAAAUAUGGACGGUUAAUUAAAAUAACUCGUUAAUUUUCAGUUUUUUAUUAUAUUUUUACAAUAUUUUUUUUAGAAUGUUACCGGCACGUUAUAUAUUAGUUUUAAGUGGAAUUAUUUUCAGUGUGAUUAUACAUUUCACAUUAAAAUCACUUUUAAGUGACCCAACUACACCACAUUUGGAAAACAUUUGGUGGGGAGAUACUGAUAAAUCAAAAAUACAUGACGAAACAAUAAAGUCAUUUCAAAUUAAUAUUUCAAAACAGAUUUUAGACGAUUUGGAAUUUCGUUUAAAACAUCAUCGUACUUUCAUCCCAUCACUGGAAAAUGUAUCUCAACAAUAUGGCAUAAACAGCAAAUUACUUGAUGAAAUAAUCGAAUAUUGGAAAAACGAUUACAAAUGGUCGGAAAGGCAAAAUUAUCUUAACAAAUUUCCUCAAUUUACAACCCAAAUUCAAGGUUUAACUAUACAUUUCCUUCGUGUUAAGCCCAAUAUACCAAAAUCUAGAGAAUUACAUGUUUUGCCAUUGCUGUUACUUCAUGGUUGGCCCGGUUCGGUUAGAGAAUUUUAUGAAAUUAUUCCUUUAUUGACAACACCCCAAAAGGACAAGAAUUUCGUUUUUGACAUAAUAGCGCCCUCUUUACCUGGUUAUGGAUUUUCAGAAGCAACACGUAAACCUGGAUUAGGAGCAGCCCAGGUUGCAAUGAUUAUGAAAAAUCUAAUGAACCGUCUGGGGUUUAAUAAAUUCUACGUUCAAGGGGGAGAUUGGGGAUCUAUAAUAGGAACUACCAUGUCUAUUAUGUACCCUAGCAACGUGAGAGGUCUUCAUAUUAAUUUGUGCUUUUCGUCGAAACCUAUUUCUCAAAUUAUUCAUUUCUUUGGUUCAUUAUAUCCAAAAUUAGUGGUAGAAGAUGAAUAUCAAAAUUUGUUAUACCCUCUUAGUUCGUUCUUUCAUUAUUUAAUAUCAGAAACCGGGUACCUACAUUUACAAGCAACUAAGCCAGAUACAAUUGGUGUAAGUUUAAAUGAUUCUCCAGUCGGAUUGGCCGCUUAUAUAAUCGAAAAAUUUAUCACAUGGACCAACAAAGAGUGGAUAAAGAGAGAAGAUGGAGGGUUGAAAGAGAAGUUCUCUUACGCAGACUUACUGGACAAUGUAAUGAUUUAUUGGAUAACAGGGAGUAUAACAACGUCCAUGAGAUUGUAUUCGGAAACAUUUAACAAGGAUCAUACAUCGCUACAACUAGACAGGAUUUCUGUCAACGUUCCUACUGCUUGUGCCAAAUUUAAAAAUGAAUUGGUUUACAGUCCUGAUUUACUAUUAAAACAAAAGUACCCCAAUCUUAUACACUCAGUAACUUAUAACGACGGUGGCCAUUUUGCGGCAUUUGAACUACCACAAAUUUUAGCUGAAGAUAUCUGGACGGCAAUUCAGAAAAUUGAAGAAAACUACUCUAAAAACAGGGAUAUCAACAACCAACAAUAAAAUUAUCAGUAAUGUUUACUAACUAAUGUUGUGUAUAAAUCAAUUUAUUAUUAAUCAAGUACAAUAAAAUAUAUUUUGAUGAAACUUGAAGAAAGGUCGUCUCUUGAAUUAGUAA
Agrilus planipennis (emerald ash borer) is the source of this 1686-nucleotide messenger RNA. Its product is annotated as juvenile hormone epoxide hydrolase 2-like. The record is from RefSeq and is a predicted model, not a curated record. Gene Ontology annotation, molecular function: epoxide hydrolase activity. The transcript has 4 exons. Bases 165 to 1571 code for a protein of 468 amino acids. Gene Ontology annotation, biological process: epoxide metabolic process. NCBI's taxonomy places the organism in Eukaryota, Metazoa, Arthropoda, Insecta, Coleoptera, Buprestidae.